This is a messenger RNA of Psylliodes chrysocephalus, 7016 nucleotides long. Lineage: Eukaryota; Metazoa; Arthropoda; Insecta; Coleoptera; Chrysomelidae. The record is from the annotation of a GenBank genome assembly.
UCCAAUCGGAAAAGAAGAAUAAAUUAGCCAGUUCACUAGUUGAAAACAAAUAUUUGUUUUUGAUUUGUUUAUUAAUAUGGUUUUUAUUAAUUAAAUGAAAUGUAUGAAUGGAAAACUAUUAAACACACAAUUAAAUAAAAUUCAAGAUAUUAUUAAACAAGCUGUAUUUUAAUUCUUGAGAAUGACUUUUAAAAAAGGAGUGGAUCCCAAAGUCUUUAGGGCUAUCCAACAUGUUAAUGUUGAAGAACUUGCAAAAUGUACGGAACAAGAAAUUCGUCCAGUUCUUCCAUGCCUGGUUCGAAUGGGACUGAUAUCACCACUUGAUACGUCCAAAAAAUGCAUGAAUAUGAAAGUAACCAUUCUAACAAUCGUUUCUGGAAUGGAAUUAGUUAAUUCCAUAGUGGCUCUACUUUCUAUUGACUUUCAUAAAUUGGAAAUUGAUGUUAAGAAAGAGCAACAAUUAAGGCAGAAAGGCAAUACUCUUUUAAAUGACUCAAUAUUAAUGGGAAAUCUAUCUAACACCAGUAUGGCACUGGAAUAUGAAAGAAGUGACAUGACUCGUAGAUUAAGCAUUCUCUUAGGAGAAUUGUUAUUUAUACAAUCACAAAUUCAGGAUGGGAUUGAAUCUACCAGUGAACAUGAAUCUUACAUAAAAUCUUCAGAGCUCUUUGACAAUGACAUAUUUGCUGAAGAACUAUCUGAUAUCAUAUGCAUUGCUCUUGCAGAGUUACCUACAACUUUAAAUAUAUGCACAAUUGUUGAAACAUUAUUACAUGUGCAUAAUGGUCCAGCCAUUAUUUGUAGAAUUGUAGCAAAUUUUCCAGAUUCUUUUAGGGAAGUUACUACAUAUCUCAUACAAACUGGAGAAAAGCAAGAAGAAAAUAUUUCCAGUUUAGUCAGAACCAAUUCCAUAUCUUUAAUUUGUAAAAUGAACCCUUCUCAUGCUUUGUCUAUAAGAAGCAAAUGUGUGGAAUUGUGUAGGAUGCCCGCUUUAGCUAUAACUUUGUCGUUAGAACAUAAUAAUAAAAUAUUUUCGGAUGACAUUGAUGGUGAUAUGGUUGCAUUUAUAUCUGGGCUGUUGUUGGGGAAUGACCAAGCAAUUAGAAACUGGAUUGCACUGUUCAUAAGAACUGGACAGAAAAGAAAAGGAGAAGUGUCUAGUAACGCCCUCCAGCAAUUGCGAGAUGAAUUAUUGAGGCGUUUACAAAAAAUUAUUGAUGCUUCAUCAGAGGGAGAAUUACCAGACAGUAUGGUAGUGCAAGCUUCAGCCCUACUACGGCUUUACUGUGCUUUAAGAGGAAUAGCUGCAAUAAAAUUUCAAGAUGAUGAGGUCAAUUUUAUUGUCCAACUAUUAACAUCUCAUCCUAAUCCAACGCCAGCUGGUGUUCGAUUUGUUUCUAUUGGGUUAUGCAUGCUCAUUGCUUGUCCUUCUCUAAUAUCUUUGCCAGAACAUGAGAGGAGGAGUAUCGAAUGGGUACAAUGGCUGGUCAAAGAAGAGGCCUACUUCGAAUCGGCGAGUGGUGUAACGGCCUCAUUUGGGGAAAUGUUACUCUUGAUGGCUAUCCAUUUUCACAGCAAUCAACUUAGCGCCAUCUGUGACUUGGUGUGCGCCACUCUCGGCAUGAAAAUCGCCAUAAGACAUAAUAAUAUGACCAGAAUGAAGCAGGUCUUUACGCAAGAGAUAUUUACUGAACAAGUUGUAACUGCGCAUGCUGUUAAAGUGCCGGUCACUAAUUCGCUAAAUGCCAAUAUGACAGGAUUUUUACCAAUUCACUGCAUUCAUCAACUUUUAAAAUCUAGGGCAUUCGCGAAGCAUAACGUUAACAUUAAAAAAUGGAUAUACAAGCAAAUUUGUACCAGUGUCAGUCCUUUGCAUCCUGUUUUAAGGAUGCUAGUAGAAGUUUAUGUCAACAGUAUUAUUCUUCCGAGUGCCAAAAACGCGGAACACACGAAUAAGCCGCUAACUGAGAAUGAAAUUCGAAAAGUAUUUCAGAGUUCAAUAUUUGGUCAAUAUUUCGACCAAAAACAAUCAAUAUUCAACAUGGAUUUCGAUCUGAGCUCUGAGUAUCAAGACGUCUUUGUGGAUAACACGAGUUUAACACCUCAACUGCUCUUGCUGUAUUAUUUAUUGUUAUACGAAGAUUGUCGCCUAAAUAAUUCACAUCUUCUAGCUGCAAGUGGUAGAAAAAUAAAGAAUUAUACUCCAGAGUUCAUGUCUGAAUUACCAAUCAAAUAUCUAUUGCACCAUGCCCAGAAGGAUCAAAUGUCUUAUUCGGGCCUGUUUGGACCACUUUUAAAGCUACUAGCUACUCAUUUUCCUCACUUAACUUUGGUGGAAGAUUGGUUAGAUGAUAUGGCCAUUCAUACGGAAUAUAAACCGGCCCACAUAUCUGAAAUGUCAGUCAUAGACGCCUUCAGCGACAUAGAAAAUAACCCCAUGAAGUGUGCGAAACUCUUACAAAACCUUUUGAAACAAGAGGCGAUCGAUAUUUGGCCGUUUGUCGAGAUUUUUGCUCAACACGCCAGAAACUUUUUGGACGACAAUGUUCCGAGGUAUUUGCAAGACUUGUACAAGGACGUUUGGUUUAGGCUGAAUACAGUGUUGCCGCGACGGUUGUGGGUGUUGACGGUGAAGAAUCUUGUUGAUGAUUUCUCGAAUUUGACCAUAAUCGAUGUGGCAGAAGAUCCGUUGCAGAUAAUGAGAUGCGAUAAAAGAGUUUUUCGGUGCGCUCCAAUGUAUGCGGUCGUUUUGAGAGUUCUUAGAGCGAGUUUAGCGUCGUCUAGGAGUCAGCUAAUGCAACAUUUACAAUCAAAUCUGAGAUUGGACCUGUCUGGUCAAGUUUUAAAUGAAAGUGAUAGGGAAGAUAUGUGCAGGGCGUGUAUAGCAGCUCAGGAAUCUGCAGCCAUUCAGAUGUUGAUAGAAACAUGUUCAGAAACUGAUGCUGACAAAGCGAUACCCGGUAGACAAUGGUCGUUACAAGAAGUUCGAUCUUUAGUGUGCAGUUACCUUCAUCAAGCUUUCAUUGCCGAUACAAUGCUGUGUAAACUGGUACAUUUUCAAACUUAUCCAAGCGAACUGAUCGAAAUAGUAGUCAAGGGCGUGCCCUCUAUGCACAUUUGUUUGGAUUUUUUGCAGGAAUUGAUGCAACAGCCCAGUUUAAACAAACAAAUAUUCGGCAUUCAACUUCUGUCGCAUAUCAGUUUGCAAUAUGCGCUACCAAAAAGUUUGAAUUUGUGCGUCUUAUCACUAAAUUUACUUUACGCACUUCUGGGUGGUGUAUCUAGCACUCAGCGUAUAAAACUUUUCAAUCCAGUUCUGCCGGCUUUAGUUCGAAUUAGCGAAGCGUUCCCACCUCUAACUGAAGACAUAAUCAACCUCCUCAUGCAAUUGGCGAGGAUAUGUGAAUCCCAAGCGUCUCUGGCCUCGCAUUUCGACGCACAUUUGGGCAAGAGCUUGGAAAUAGCGUCGAAGGAAAGCGCCGAAUUGUGCGAUUUGACUCAAAGAACUUUUACCGAAAUUUUAGAUAAGGCCGUGUUGAAAGCCAAAAUUUAUAAGCAAGAUUAGCUAAAAAAUGUGUUUAUUUUUUGUAUGUUUUAUAGAAUAGUAAUUGGUUUAUAAUAAUUAAGGUUACCGAAUAUUUUGACUUUCACUUUAGAUGGUUAUUUAAAAGUCUCGAAAAAUUAGUUUCUGGGAAUUCUACAGUGAAGUAGUUGUUUAAUAUUAUAAUACGGUCGGAACUAACCCAAUUGGUAAUUUGGUAUUCUGGAAGGUCAUUCUUAGACCAUACCAAUCGAACUACAUUAAAAUAAAUGGCUUUAAUUUAAAAGACAAUUAAACUGUAAUUAACCUGUUUUUUCAUUAUAUUUUAAAAUUAAUUUAAUUAUUCAAAUUCAAAAAUUUGAUCCAAAUAUCAGUCGGCAUCACCCUGCAUUUUAAUUUCGACAUGUGAACUUGUUGCGGCCUUUCUCAGAUAUACCUAUUCAGACCAUGAGAGCGAAAAUUCUUUGUCGUGUCAAUACCUAUUCAAACCCGAUAGACAACAUCGACCUCUGGAAUUUUUCAUUGUUUCCAUCUGAAGCUGCCAUAGGCUUUUCGCAAGUAGCAUCGGAGGGUUCACGUUAACAAAAUUGGUGUCCAAGUGUUUUCCGAUUGUAAGACGUCAAAAAUAAGUAAAAAUAAUUUCACUAUGGAGAAAAACCUCUUCAAAACUAAAUAUCUUUAAAUGUUUGCUAUAAUUUAUUAAAACAAUAUAUUACAUUCAUUUUAAAUAUAAAAUAUAUUAAUAUUUAACAUAAAAAUAAAUACCUACAUAUGUACAAUUUUUUCGUCAUUAUUUAUAUAUAUGUAAAACAAAACAAAUCUUAUAUAAAAUGGUUUUACUCGCAUAGAACUCAAGAAUUAUAAAGAAACAAUAGUUUUUUUGAAAUGAUUGCAUUUGAUACCAAAAACAUGAGCACACCUGGUCCAAUUAACAGAAAAGUGGACAACCAUAAUACAUAGGGGAUGUAUGUCAUUUUAAUCUUCCCUUAUUUCUCAAAGGCUAACGGUGCAAAUGUAUUUACUGUAAUGACACAAGACCCAAAAGGGCAAGGUGGAGUGAGUAAAAAGGCAGCGAUUUUCAUCAAGCUGUGGUAUGAGGAAAGUCGUAGGGAACAUCUGCUUACCGAGUUACAAAAGAAAAAAUAAAAAAAAUAAAGAAUCACACCGAGCAUGACUAGCGUGAGCGAUGAGAGUUUUUAAUUUGGCAACUGGUUGAAGGUCCUGAUUGUUCUUAAGGAAUUUGAGCUCGUCAGGGCUUCGCAAAUGUCUGGAGUAUCUCUUUCAUACUUUUGGUUCUGGAAAGGGGAUUGCCAUACUAAAUUUAUGGGUGUAAAUCUACAUGAAAAAUUAGUGAUAGUUUGCUUUAUAAACUAUGUUCCACAUGUUCAUUUUUUUCCUAUUAUUCUUUAAUAAUUACAUUAAUUUUUCGGACAAUACAAGUUUUUAUUUUUUUUUUACUUAAAAACGGGGCAACGUAGGAAAACAAAUCGGCAGACUCUUUAAGUUUAAAAUUGAACGAAGUAUUUAAAAAUAAUUUUUAUUUGGGAAAAACCAUGGCGUAUUUUUUUUUAAUGUUGGGGCGGGCUAGUGUCUGUACGCACACCACUGUUAAAGCUGAAAAAUAUUUUUGUAUUGAAGAAUUUGCACCUAUUAACUGUCACUUAAAAUUAAAUAUCGCUGAAAUAUCUCAAGCGGUUAGGAAAAAAUUAAUUCUCCUUUUUUUCUUAAAAGUUUAGCACCUUGUAUAUUCAUAACGGAACAUUUUUGGACAAUAAUUUAUAAAGAAAACUUAUUAAUUUUUCAUGUAGAUUCACAUCCUUAAAUAAUCGCAUAUCGUUAAGGAACACUCUGUAAAUAAAAUCUAGCGAAAAUCAUACAAAACAGACAAAGAAUUAAGGAAUAUCAGGAUUUAGGCAAGAAGGUCGACUAUAGACCGGGUAUAUUUACACAGCAUAAUGUAGCUACGAACAAAAUUUGAUUUUGCCCAUCGAUUUUUAAACAGCCAUUCGACUCAUAUUGAAUAAAGUUAUUUAAAGCACAGGCAAAAUUAUAAAAACCAAAUAAGCCGAUAAACAUUGUAAAAUUAACUAAUUAAAAAGUGUUGAGACAUCCAAUUAAAAAAAAAAAUUAAAGAAGGUGGAACUCAGGUAUGUAGUGUAGAGCUCUGUCGUUUCUUUAUAAAAUAUAAAAUUAAAAGAUGCUCUUUGAAAAAAAAAAAGAUACUGGUUGAUGGAAACAACAGUAUCAAACUAUAUUAAUAAAUAAAUAAAUACGUAAACUACGAAAAAUAUAAUCAAGACUAUUUAUAGAUAACAGUUCUUUUCUCUAAAGUUUGCAAAUAAUGCGUAGAGCGUUUGAAGACACUGGUGCAAAAAGGAGGCAGCUCCACUUUGAUAGGAUUAUUCGUUUUAUAGUGAAAGAUAUAAAAAAAAGAUGCUCUAUCGAUUGGUGCAAGAACGAGGUAAUACGGAAUAUAUUGUCGUCCCCCUACUUUAAUUCAGUGGAAAACGGAGACGACUCUGGAGCUACCUCGUUUGUGCACCAAAUCAAUUCAUCUUUUUGCCACUUCGAAGCAGCACCUGUUUUCGUAAAAUGCCCUAAGACUUACACCUCUACCCGGCCCUUUACCACUCAAGCGCCCUAAAUAUCUGCAUGUAAAAGAACUAGCAACAAAAUACGUCCUAGCUGAUUGUAUAUGUAAAAAAAGAAGAGCAUAUCCAGUGAGCAGACACUUUAUGCUUAAAAUGACUAUAAUAAAAAGUAUGCUACAUAGUUGUGUUGCUUUUAUCUACAUUAAACUGUAAAAUUUAAGGAUUUUUUAUUUAAUAGUGUAUUAAUUUAGGCACAAUUCUAUUACUUUCCGGUGCAAAAAGGAAGCAGCUCCUCAACUUUUUUUAAAUGCUGUACUUUAACGAAAUUAUUUAAAAGUGUGAAAUUUGGACCUAAUAUGUAUUCUUAAGUAAACUACAACGUAAUGUUAACAAAAUAUUUUCAAAUAUAAAUAGAUAUUACCUUCUCCUAAAAAAUUAAUUAAAUCGGAGUUACUCCCUUUUUGCACCAGUGUCUUCAUUUGCAAUAAAUUCUGAAGAGCAUGCAAUAUCUCCUUCACCUUUAAAAGGUGAUAUAAUAUGCCCUAUGGCCCACAGCGCCUUGCCGUUUGAACCUUAGUGUCCUAGACCAAGACUUCUUGCAUCACAGGGUAAGUUCUUAAUGAUUUUUUUGUUCUUAAUUAAAUUAUGAAUAAACGGUAACGUUUAAAGCUUAUUCUAUUACGAUUUUGACUUUCGAAUUUGUCGAUCAUCUUCCAAAAAUUUCAAAUAAGACACUCUAACGAAUCCGAUUUGAUAGCCGGUCGCGAAGAAUAAACUGGCUUGUUGAUUGGGAUUGAAGCUGACUUGGUUGAUGGCCAUCAGGGGGUACAAAUUAGACUUAACCGGUUCAGUAUCUUGAUACGUUGAACUCAAUUUGUACAGAU